Molecule: messenger RNA, 1827 nt
Organism: Cutaneotrichosporon cavernicola
Lineage: Eukaryota; Fungi; Basidiomycota; Tremellomycetes; Trichosporonales; Trichosporonaceae
Gene: xkiA
Exons: 4
Coding region: 1-1827 (608 amino acids)
Biological process (GO): xylulose metabolic process; phosphorylation
Cellular component (GO): cytosol
Molecular function (GO): D-xylulokinase activity
Source: RefSeq, a predicted model, not a curated record
AUGGGCAACCUCUUCCUAGGCUUCGACAGCUCGACGCAGGCUCUAAAAGCCUCGCUUCUCGACGAGGACCUUGGCGUCCUCUCCGAGGUCGAGGUGCGGUUCGACCCGGACCUCGCGCACUUCAAUACCCGCGGCGGCGUGCUCCAUGGGUCUGAAGGGAGCGGAGAGGUUUUCUCGCCAGUCAUGCAGCCCAUCGAGGCACUCGAUAUUCUCCUCGACCGCAUGAAAGAGGCCAAGUGGCCGAUCCAGAACAUCAAGGCCGUCUCGGCCGCUGGACAGCAACACGCCUCGGUGUACUGGUCAAAGGAAGCGAGUGCUCUCCUCUCCUCGCUUGAUCCUGGGCAGCCAAUGGCACCCCAGAUGAAGGGCGCAUUCUCGCGCGACAUCAUUCCCAAUUGGCAGGACUCGUCCACCGUAGAGGAGUGCAAGGCACUCGAGGCCGGCGUUGGGGGCGCUCACGAGCUCGCGAGGAUUACGGGAUCCAAGGCCCACACACGCUUCACGGCGUCGCAGAUCAUGCGAUUCCGCACCCAUUUUCCCGAAGCGUACGCGGUGACGGACCGUAUCUCGCUCGUGUCGAGCUACGUCACCACUCUGCUCUGUGCAGAUGGCGAGGUCAAGGGCAUCGACGAGAGUGACGCAUGCGGCAUGAACUUGUGGGACAUGGCAAGUCCUGGGCGUGGCUGGAGCCAGGCUGUGCUGGACGUCAUCGCGCCUGGAGAGGGCGCCGAGCUGGCCCGUAAGCUUGGUCGGGUUGAGACCGACGGCGGACGUGUCGUCGGCACCAUUGGACGCUGGUUCGUCGAGCGCUACGGCUUCGACCCUGAAUGUGUUGUCAUCCCCGGCACCGGAGACAACCCAGCUACGUUCCUCGCCUUCUCCCUCCGCGAGAAGGAGGGCAUGGUUUCGCUGGGUACAAGUGAUGUUGUCCUCGUCUCGACGGCGGCGUAUAACCCCCACCCCGACUUCCACGCCUUCUUUCAUCCCGCCAUGAUCGCGCCGCCGUCAAUUCAGGAUAGCGCUAGAGACACGUCCGAGCCGCUCCGAUACUUCAACAUGCUCGUGUAUAAGAAUGGAUCGCUUGCGCGCGAACACGUGCGCCACAAGUACUUUAGCGGAUCGUCGUGGGACGACUUCAACGCCGCGGUUGAGCGUCUCCGCCCGAAGGAGUCGGACGCAGUGCUCAAUCGCAUGGCGUUCUGGUGGCUCCUCCCCGCCAUUAUCCCUUCUGGAGCCCACGGAGUAUACAAAUACGAGGGUGUUGAUGCGGCGACGGCGAAGCGGGUCGAUGCUUUCACCGACGUGGGGAUGGAAGCUCUGGCAAUCCUCCAAUGUCAGAUGCUCAACUAUGCGUCCCGUUCCGCCGCCAUCCUCUCUGAAGAUGACUCGGCCAGACUCGCACGCGUAUACGCUGCCGGCGGGGCAGCCCGCAACAAGUCCCUCUUAAACGUCAUGGCGGACGCGCUGGGCUGCCCGGUCUCCAAGGCGGUCGAGUAUGAUCCUGAGAAGAAGGCGUGGGGCGAGACCCAGACGAAUGCGUGCUCUGUCGGUGUGGCGUAUAAGGCCGCAUGGGGAUGGGCACGGGCAUCAGACAGGACGCGGGCAAAUAUACCAUUCGACGACUUUGUCGCAGCUGCACACGCGCGCGAACGCUCUACCCUACCUGUGGAGGCUGCUGGUGCUGCAGGUGCGCCGGGCGAGAAUGGAAAGUACGAUGCUGCUCUCCCUGGGCCGGCUGCGGCGGCGUACAAGCGCGCUAUUCCUUGGUGGCGCGAGCUUGAAGCGCGCGCGAUCAGGGAGGGCAAGGCGGGCGAGAAGGGUCUGUGA